AUGUUUAGUCAGGGCGACUCUACUAGUGACCUACCACAACCUGUACAAUCCAGAGCCAGACGUGCCUCUCCCUUGCCUCCUCCUCGACCAUCGCUGCUGAAUUCCUCGAGAAACGAGAACGAGCAGCAAUAUAACAACAAUUCAACAACAAUUCCUAUAACAUAUAGCACUGAUUUUAUAUGGACUAUGGAAAACGGCGGGCUCAGGAAGCGGCCAGUCCCGACACAGGAUGCUCCUGAUUAUACUCAACAAGCACAAAACAUUUACUCUGGCGACAAAUUCGACAAGGCCGAGCUACAAUCUUCACGUAGAGGAUCUCAUCUUGGACGAUUGGAUCUUACAGAUAUCGUGCUGCUUGGACUGCUCACCGCUGCAUCGCUAUUUACGCGUCUAUACAAGAUCAGUUGGGCUAAAUAUGUCGGUAAGGCUAACUCUGAUGAAGCUCAUUUCGGCAAGUUUGCCUCACACUAUCUGAAACGAGAGUUCUACUUUGAUGUCCAUCCUCCACUUGGCAAGAUGCUACUCGGUCUAGCAGGCUACCUGGCUGGCUAUGACGGAACCUUUGAUUUCGAGUCUGGCAAAGUCUAUCCAGACGAUCUAAAUUAUACUGGAAUGAGAGUGUUUUGUGCUAUUUGUGGAGCUACCAUCGUCCCUCUGGCCUUCUUGACUGCGUUGGAACUGAAAAUGUCGAAACAGGCAUCAUUUCUGCUGGGUGUUUUUGUUCUCGUUGAAUGCUCAUUUGCUACCAUAUCUCGAUUCAUCUUACUGGAUUCUCUGCUACUCAUGCUCACUGCCACUAGUGUAUACUGUCUGGUGCGCUUUCGAAAUGAGCAAGCUGCCAGACCGUUUUCGAGAACGUGGUGGGGAUGGCUUUUGCUACUUGGAAUCAAUAUAGGAGCUGUACUGAGCGUCAAGUGGGUUGGUCUAUUUGCUAUUGCGCUCGUAGGAUUGCAUACUAUUGAAGAUUUAUGGGAGAUGCUUGGAGAUCUGAAGAUGCCUUGGAGGACAUAUCUCAAGCACUGGAUUGCUCGAAUCUUGUGCUUGAUUAUGAUACCUGUUGCAGUAUACAUGACAUGUUUCCUGCUCCACUUUGCCAUUCUGACGAGGAGUGGGCCAGGAGAUGCACAAAUGAGCUCCCUGUUUCAAGCUGGUUUGAUUGGGAAUGACUUUGACGAGAACCCUCUUGAAAUCGCCUUUGGUUCAAGAAUAUCCUUAAAGAACAAUGGGCAUGGUGGUGGACUCUUGCAUUCGCACGUUCAGAGAUACCCUACUGGUUCUGAGCAACAACAAGUCACCUGUUAUCAUCACAAGGAUGCUAAUAACGAGUGGUAUGUGACGAAACCUUGGGGUGUGGAGAUUCCUGGUGAAAAAUAUGACGGAGAACCAGAGUUUCUGGAGGAUGGAGCCAUCAUUCGUCUAGUGCAUGCUCAAACGACCAGGAAUCUUCACAGUCACUCUGCUCAUAAGGCGCCAGUUACAACAUCUGAAUAUGAAGUCAGUUGUUAUGGUAAUUCUACUCUUGGAGAUAAGAAUGACCACUGGAAGGUCGAGAUCGUGACAGAUGUGCUGGUACCAGAAACGAAACGAGUUCGUUCUCUGACCACUCAAAUGCGUUUCCGACAUGUCAUGACUGGUUGCCUCUUACGUUCCCACAAUGUGAUUUUGCCACAAUGGGGUUUCAAGCAAGCUGAAGUGCUGUGUCAGAAGGAGGGUGAAGAUCUUAGCCCUUUCAACAUAUGGAAUGUCGAGAAGCAUAUCAACUCUCGAUUGCCCCAACCACGAGCAGGAACACCUCGACCACGCUCCUACUUUUUGCAUGACUUUGUACAUCUGAAUGUCGCUAUGUGGACGUCCAAUAACGCUCUAGUGCCAGAUCCAGACAAAGAAAAAGACAUAUUGACAUCUACACCACGCGAAUGGCCACUCAUGUUGAAUGGACUUCGAAUGGUUGGGUGGGCAGAUGAUGCAAUCAAGUAUUACUUGGUUGGCAAUCCGACGACAUGGCUUGGAUCGACAUUUGGAUUGGUGGCGCUUGUAGGUCUCAUAUUAACUUAUAUUAUACGGUGGAGGAGGCAGAUACGUGAUUUCUUGCCAGAAGAAUACAAAGAUUUUGCCUUUGCAGUUCACACUGGACUGUUGGGAUGGUUUUUGCAUUACAUGCCCUUUUGGAUUAUGGGACGAGUGACCUACCUACAUCACUACUUCCCCGCUCUCUACUUUGCAUUGAUAUCAUUCGCAUUCGUCAUUGACCACAUAAGUAUACGGCUUGUACCAAACUGGUGGUCACGGACAAUCAUCAUGUCUGCUAUUGGAGCAUUAGCUAUAGCCAAUUUUGUCUAUUUCGCGCCAUUAAGCUUUGGUUUUAAUGUGCCCGCUGCAGAUAUGAAGGGACGGGAGUGGAUUUCUGCUUGGAACCUACUCGAGCCAUAA
This is a messenger RNA of Synchytrium microbalum, 2430 nucleotides long. RefSeq names its product dolichyl-phosphate-mannose---protein mannosyltransferase. The transcript has 15 exons. The record is from RefSeq and is a predicted model, not a curated record. Gene Ontology annotation, cellular component: endoplasmic reticulum; membrane. Gene Ontology annotation, biological process: protein O-linked glycosylation via mannose. Lineage: Eukaryota; Fungi; Chytridiomycota; Chytridiomycetes; Synchytriales; Synchytriaceae. Bases 1 to 2430 code for a protein of 809 amino acids. Gene Ontology annotation, molecular function: dolichyl-phosphate-mannose-protein mannosyltransferase activity.